Messenger RNA from Endocarpon pusillum Z07020, 819 nucleotides. RefSeq lists its product as uncharacterized. Lineage: Eukaryota; Fungi; Ascomycota; Eurotiomycetes; Verrucariales; Verrucariaceae. The transcript has 2 exons. The record is from RefSeq and is a predicted model, not a curated record. Bases 1 to 819 code for a protein of 272 amino acids.
AUGGCGGAAGAGGACAAGCUCACCUAUACAAGCUCUUUUCCUUCGACCUGGGCGUCAUCGGUAUCGCUGGCAUCGACAACGGAAGCCGGCUCAGGCGUGCAGCUCCCUUCAAGACCCAAACUUCACUUCACACCUUCGAAAAUCGAGGAGUGCACAAUACAUGCAGCAAUCUUAGAAGAUUCAGCUGUCAAUGCCUACGACUUUGCAUAUCUGCCAGACGGGUCUUUCCGUGAGCGAGAUCUUCCGAAUAAAACACCAUCUCUGAGGCCGCAUGUUAGCCUAAAACCUUCCACUCACGAACCCACCGUUGCAAGGCGAGAACCAUUUAGAAUACACGCAGAUACAUCUACUGGAGAGUUGCAAAAUGAACAGCAUGCGCAUGCCCUUGUUUUCGACUGCGACACCAACUGUGUGCACAUCUCCCGGAGCACUCGUGGAGAUGCUCCGGCAAGAUUGCGCGGCCACCCGAGAACAAACUCUGUCUAUGUACCGCAGCGAGAAAAGAUGCAUGACAUGAGAUUAGUUGUCACCGAGUCUGGACCCGAAUGGAGAAUACGCAUGGGCUUAGAGUCUCCACUGAACACGUACGAAUCCCGUUCUUUUGAUAUGGGCCCGCGUCAGGGAACAGGCUUGGACAAGGAAGAUCUUGACAUCGCGAAGAUCGCGGCUGAGAACUUGAAAUAUUACGCGCGGCAGAAAUCAAGCACAUCAACCAUCUCCACGCUCUCCCGAUCACAGCUGAGACCGUCCCAAAUGGACAAGCCUGCGAAGACGAGACGUGCUUCAAGCACGUACUCAAGUUUUGGACGUAAUGACUGA